GGCUGCGGGACCAUGGAAUCGCCGGCGUCACCUCCGCCUCAAGGCACUCAGGCGGAGCUGCAGCUCGGCACAGGCUACGAAGUCCUCGACCACUUGCAGCGGGUCAUUACUAAAACCCCGGGAGCAGACAGCUCCAUUCUGAAUAUCUUGGGCGAUGAGCUCUACGAAUGCGAUGACAAAGAAUGCGUGCUCAACAACGGUUACUGCAGCAGCAGCAGUCACAACGCGACGACAGGAGAGAGCAACGCGGAUGAAACAUUUCUGGAUGAGUUGCAGAACAUUUGGCAUGCUAAGCUCAUUGAAUGCCUGAAAGACACGGCCAAACAAUUUGGACUUCCACUUAGCCGAAAGCGCACCAUCGGAGAACAGGAGCUCGUAGAGUCCAGAUGGUUUGACUUGGGAAGCGAAGAGAUCGAACUCUUGGCAGUCGAACCACUUUACACACCUCAAGAUUUCCUUGACUUCUUGCUUUCUCCAGCGUCCAACGAAGACGAGAUUUGCUUCGUUUCCGGAAACACAAGCUUUCUUGCCCAAGCCUCGGUAGCGCUCAAAACCAAAGAUAUCUGCGAACUGGUUCGUACGGCGCCGUUGUAUUGGCAUGCUUUGGAAUGUCGAAAGUUUGCCUGCUGGUGGGCUGCUACUGCAUCUACUUUUUACUCCGUGCAGAGAGAAAUGCUGAAGACGCCAAGUUACGAAGCUCCCAAGUCUCAGGACUUGGACAGCGCAGAGUACCAACUGUUCGCACAGCUAAUAUAUGACACAAGUGACCAGCUUGCUGCUAGGGAGUUCCUGAAGCGGGGUUGUCCACAUUGCAUGCGAAGGCUUUUCUGGGCCAGGGUGCUGGGCAUUUCAUCGGCUGAAAAGGUGAACGCCGAGUUCGAUGGCCUCAAGGAAAGAGUGAUACGGUACGAGCUGCUUGUGGACCAAAUUAUUAUAAAGGACGUUCGUGACACUGUAAUGAACGACAUCGAGUACUUCGCGUUUGACGACAGUUGCUAUCAAGUGAUGUUGGCGUUCACAAGAGACUACUAUGUUGCGAGAAGAAUAAGCAACAAUUCAUUAGGAACGGUUAUACUGAGAGCUGACUUACCUUGUGGAGCCGUUCCAUACUACGGCUUUUCAUUGCUCGUGAGCCCCCUGUGCUUCAUGUACGCAGACGUCGGCAUUAUGUACGCUGUCUUUCGCGAAAUGUACUGCCGUUACUUCCACAAGUUAAUGGCCAUUUCUUCAGACCCACAGGGCAUUGUGUCAUUGUUGUUGACCUUUGAAAGAUUGGUUCAGUACAGGGAACCCGAGUUCCUGCCAGCGCUGGCCUCCAAGAAUGUCAAUCUACAGCCUAUUGUGUUCCAAAUGCUUAUGCAAUCAUUCUGUGCCCACCUACCUGCGGAAGAAGUCCUGAGAUUGUGGGACAGGGUACUGGGCUACGACUCUGUCUACGUCCUUCCAGUUGCAGCGGCGAGCUUAGUCUGUUCCAAAAAGACAGAAAUUCUUGGCACGAGAGAUCAGUCUUCACUUGAGGACAUAUUUAACAAGCUAAUGCCAUGCGACGUCAUAUCCACGCUGGACGAUUUCCUCAAGCCUCCAAGUUUGUGACGGCGACACGAUAAAUAGAGCUAUUGAACUUCACUGCCGACGAUGGCUACUACUUGUAGUCGAGAACGUGCUGCCUGUCAGAGGCCAACAGAGACAUCGUGCAAUUUUGCUGUGAUAGUUUUACAUCGUUAGCCUGAUCUGAGCCAACAACUGCAUGCUAUCCAAUGCAACGCCACCGUUUUCUUCACUACGCCUCUCUUACUCAACGCUGUCAGGACGCAGCACUUCACAUUACAAUCUCAUUCUGUACGCUGUCUACAUCAGCCAUAGCAGCCCGUGCGUGUUUAACAUGAAUAAUUUCAUAAUAAACUAUGAGUUGGAAGUAUAUACAUCACUGACUACGGGGCUAAAUGCUUUUUCUUAAGUGACGACAAUUUUUUCUCACAACCGGAGCUUUAAUUAGCAGACCACAAGAAGAAAAGUGUUGAGGAAAAAAGCGCCUUAGAAAACCAUCUUACUGAUUAGUAGUCAUAUAAAAUUCGAGCUAAUAUUAUCGACUUAUUCCUCAUUUUAACCUGUGUCAUUCCUUUUUUGUGCAGCUGCUAUACAUCAAGUUAAUGUGACCUUGCGCGGCAGAAUGUUGCCUUUUCGUGUGCAACUUUCGUCACGUGCUAAAAGUGAUCACAAUUUUUUGUUUAUUAGGUGUGUUCAUAACUGCAAGUUAAAAUGCAUCAGCAAAAGUCGUCUCACUUCUUUUUCGAACAGAGACAACCGUGAUUGCUUCCAUUUCAGACUCCCCGCAUGGGAAAAUAUUUCUUUCUUUUUUAUAUAAAUAUAAAUUACAGAAGUAUCGAAACACGUGGGUAAUCAUACUUUUUUAUAUUGAAGAAGAUGCCUGAAGAAUAACUGCAAGCUGGGCAAAUUGGUAUCUAUUCAUAUUCAUACUUUGGGUUGUGCAUGAAACACACGGACAAAGAAAUUACUAGUCGUCUAGCCCUUUCCUUGGUCCGUUCAUUUCAUGCGAAAUCCAAAGUAUGAAUAUGAACAUGCACGAGUUUGAUAGGACGAAUCCAAGAAGGCAAAGGGGUGCCAACAAAACAU
Molecule: messenger RNA, 2634 nt
Organism: Dermacentor silvarum
Lineage: Eukaryota; Metazoa; Arthropoda; Arachnida; Ixodida; Ixodidae
Product: TBC1 domain family member 19-like
Exons: 16
Coding region: 13-1593 (526 amino acids)
Source: RefSeq, a predicted model, not a curated record